GGUGGGGGUAAAUUCAGGGUCAAAAUAUCAUCGACACUGAGUAAUACUCCAUUUGUCACGUUAGGGCGUGCGCCGGAGCCAUGACACGAGGCCGACGGGUAUCGAUAGUCGAAGGCUUGGAUUUGCUCACGAUGGACCGCCUCCUCACCGCUCGCUUGCUCUACUCCGCUCCACUUGCAUGCCAACUGUGUGCCGUCUUCUUUCAUGUGUCUCCUAAGAAAUGCUGUCGGCUCUGUGGGACCUUCGUGUGCCUCGACUGCGCCGAGAAGCUUCUCGUGCACGGCCAGCGCUGGACGCGAGGAGGGUUGCGCUCGAAUCCCCACCAUCCUCUCAUAGCGACAGUCUGUCUCGCGUGCUUCCAUCGCACAUUCGCAGCCCACGUGAUUGGCUACGUUGAAUCCCCCCCUGACCACCGACCCUUCAUGCAACCACCGCGCCUACCGCCAUCAAUUCGCCGGCGAGGCAGCCCGCAGAUAGAAGAUGACAUUCCAAGCAGCAACAGCAGCCACCCCCUACCACCCCAAGCGCCCCUAGUGCCUCUGCAACGUCGAGUGUGCACGCCAGUGUACGGUCAACCCGGGAAGGCAGCAUGCGGGGUGUCACGACCAUUCAGAGUUCACUUGGGACCGGUCGUUGAGUGCGCUGAUGUUAAUGGAUCAUCCGUAUAAUAUCAACCGG
Aphanomyces astaci is the source of this 678-nucleotide messenger RNA. RefSeq lists its product as hypothetical. Lineage: Eukaryota; Oomycota; Saprolegniomycetes; Saprolegniales; Verrucalvaceae. The record is from RefSeq and is a predicted model, not a curated record. Bases 81 to 668 code for a protein of 195 amino acids. The transcript has a single exon.